Messenger RNA from Phyllopteryx taeniolatus (common seadragon), 7728 nucleotides. RefSeq names its product WD repeat domain 81 (gene wdr81). The coding region runs from base 473 to 6658 and encodes 2061 amino acids. The record is from RefSeq and is a predicted model, not a curated record. Gene Ontology annotation, molecular function: protein binding; phosphatidylinositol 3-kinase regulator activity. Gene Ontology annotation, biological process: aggrephagy. The transcript has 13 exons. Gene Ontology annotation, cellular component: mitochondrion. NCBI's taxonomy places the organism in Eukaryota, Metazoa, Chordata, Actinopteri, Syngnathiformes, Syngnathidae.
GAGGCAUAUUUUUGGGGGGUCACAUGACGCGAUCCUGGUGUUGUGUCACGUGACAGGCUAGGCUGCUUCUCCAAACAUGGCUCCGGUUUCGCGUCCAUCCGCAACGUCGACGAGUUGGCCGCCGUCUGGUCGCUGACACGCAUUUCCCUCGCCGCUGCAGACAGAGCAGACACACGUCGCCCCUCUGGUCUGGCCUCAUUUUAGGAAGUUACAUGUCGUGACAAGCUCUCGAUGCCGGAGUUUGAGUUGACUUGGUGCUUUUAGCUCAGCGCUAGCUGGCGCGUUCGGCCAAGCUGUCGAAGGGCUCGAAAGUUUUCACAGACAGACAGCUCUCUGGUCUUCAUGGUUUCUGAACAGCAAAUGCAGUUUUCACAGGACAUGCGUGAGAAGCUAUUAGAAGUCACCUUGUGGUGAGAGAGACCCUCCUACAUGUGAAUGCAGUCGGACACGUUGCAGCUCUGAGGACAUCACAAUGGAUUGGCUGGUGCGCGCAGUGGAAAAAGACUUGGGGAUUGACCGACGGCAGCUGGGCGCCGGGCCGCGUCCCCAGGAGCUUGUUGCUCUGGUUUCCGCGCGCUGGCUGGCGGCCCUCCGGGAGAGAAAGCUCGUGCGUUUUGUUCGCUUGGAAAGCAUAAGCGAGGCAGAAAUCCACACAUACCUUCAAUGUUCCCAGGCUAAAUUGCCAAUUGGCUGGACGCGAGUGUGCGUUCAGGGUUUAAGGAAAAGCAAGCUGAGCUACAGGCUGGUCAGAGAUCCGUGCCUUCAACCAAAUGAUUCAUCAACAAAGGAGUCUUACAUGAGCAUCAUGCAGCAUGUAUCGCUGCAUAAUGUUAGGAAUCUGUGGCGUGAAGCCCACUCCAGACUUGUGCAGCCGUAUGCCGGAGCCAGUGAGCAGAUGCAUGUUGCGGCCGUAGAUACAGUUCGACACGCACUCCAAAGGCUCUUCAACUCUGUGUUCAUCUCAUGUGAAAAAGUGUCACCGUCUCUUUCUCCGGCCAGAGAGAAGGAGAACUUCUUGCCAUCGGCAAUGUCUUUAUCUUCUAAGCCAAACUUGGACCAUUUAUGUCCCAAUGUUCUAUCUGCGGAGUGUUUGCUGGAGACUGCAGAGAUGCUGUACGUGGUUCUUCCUUACACACAAUACUCACUCCAUGACAUCGUCUCCUUCAGUCCUGCCAAGCUUGCCAACAGUCACGCCAAAGUGUUGUUCAUUCUCUAUCAGUUGCUAACAGCCAUGCAGGCAUGCCACGCAGCAGGUCUAUCCUGUGGGGACCUCUCCCUGCUGGACGUUGCGGUGGACGAGCAGCUCUGUAGCCGUCUUAAGCCCAACCUUGCCCAUUAUGAGGAACUGGGGGCUCAAACCGGUGAUGGUACCGAAAGGCUUGCACACAAAGGUUCCCUGCCAAGAGUUGCCGUGUGUUCAACCCAGGAGAACAGAAUGCUUUGCAAGGACUGCUUUGAUGAGCUCAAAACUUUAGUUCUUGACUGGGUUCAUGGGCGGGUAAGCAACUUUUGCUACUUGAUGGAGCUCAACAGGUUAGCAGGUCGACGAGAGGGAGACCCAAAUUACCACCCGGUGUUGCCGUGGGUGGUGGAUUUCACAGUGCCAUUUGGAAAAUUCCGGGACCUCAGAAGGUCUAAGUUCAGACUCAACAAGGGGGAUAAGCAGCUGGACUUCACUUAUGAGAUGACCAAAGAGGCUUUGGCGGCUGCUGUGAGCAGCGGUAUAGGGGGAGUUGGUGUUGGGGGAGACUUGAGUGGAUCGGUCAGUGCCAGUGGGGCAGGUCAGCCAGACCACCUCCACGUACCUCAUCACAUAUCUGACGUGCUCUCAGACAUUACAUACUAUGUCUAUAAAGCCCGACAAACACCAAAAUGGGUACUGUGCAGCCACGUGAGGUCCCAGUGGGAGCCUAAUGAAUACCCCUCCAGUAUGGAACGCAUGCAGAGCUGGACCCCCGACGAGUGCAUUCCUGAGUUCUACACAGACCCUUCCAUUUUUCGCUCAAUACACCCUGACAUGCCAGACCUGGAUGUGCCUUCAUGGUGCAAGUCCUGUGAGGAGUUUAUCGAAGUCCAUCGACGCCUCCUGGAAAGCAGGGAGGUUUCCCAGAAUCUGCAUCAUUGGAUAGACCUACAUUUUGGCUUCAAGCUGUCGGGCAAAGAUGCAGUCAAAGCCAAGAAUGUCUGCUUGCACCUAGUGGACAACCACACCCAUCUGACCACCUAUGGUGUGGUGCAGUUGUUUGACCAGCCCCACCCGCCUCGCUUAUCCUCUUCCCAGUAUGCCCCGGCGGAACCUCCUCUCCUCGGCCUUGCUGCCCUUGACGUGCCUUCUUUACACAUCCCACAAAUUGACAUGUCAGCUGACUCUCUGGAUGGUAUGGUGCCAGAGUCCAUGGGGUGUGAGUCCAGUGGCUGGACCAUGGUAGACAAAGAUGAAGAGCUUGAACAAGGUACUGAAGCCCUGGACUCAUUAAUGUCCAUGGGCUCAUCCAACUCUGCUACUUGGUCUGUUCCACCGCCAAGUAUCAAUACAACGGGAGGGAAGAUCGGAGAUGCAGCACUUAUAAUAUCCCAGUCCCCAACUUCUUUCUCUGGCGAUUUCACGAGCACUUUAGGCCCUGGUUUACGCAGUGCUGUGCUCCAAAGAGGUGGGCCCGUGAACAAAAAGCACGGGGAGGGAAGCGUGACCACCACCAAUUCAGAGGACAUUAAGAUCCUUCUCCCAGAGAGUUUCAACCCGCUGCAGCCUUUAGAAGAGCUGGAGAAGUUGAACAAUUUCCUUGUGAAGAGUCUGCACGCCCAAGUGUUACAACCUGAUGGAGCCUUUGAAUGUGACUUUGGAAUGACCGAAACUCCACUGUCUCUCACGAGGCUCUACCAAAGAGACAUGCAGGCCCUUGGUGUCCUCAUUGCUGAGAUAUUUUACUCAUCAAAGGUCAGACGCUUGAAACCGGACGCCACUCUCAGACAACGUUUCCACGCUGUUUUGAAAAUGUGCUCUGUUGGCUUCCGGGAUGUCCCGCUUUCUUUGCAUCAUGCUCUUGAGAAAUUGCUGCUAAUCGAGAAGCACUCUGGAGUGGCACUUGGAGAAACAGAUAAGUGCCAUAGCCCGCUGCUUUUCAACUAUGAUCCCAUCUGCGAUGGCCUUCCCCCUCCAAACCCCUCGCAGUUAUUGAACACCUUCAUUACUCCGUUUCCUUUCCCUUCCUACUUUGUAACACUUCAUCGCUUUAUCUUCUCCUACCACGCCAAGAUGGAGACUGUGUGUAGCCUUCAAGGAAGGGAUGUAGUUUUCCAACUAUGGCAACAGUUAGAAACACUUCUGCGAGGCAGCAUCACGGCCGAAGGGCUUGAGAUUCUCUUGCCCUUCAUCCUGGCUCUCAUGCUUGAAGAGUCCACUGCUGUCUACGCAGCUUGGUACCUGUUUGAGCCCAUCUCGAGAGUCCUGGGUCCCAGAAAUGCAAACAAGUAUCUUUUGAAGCCUCUGAUCAACGUCUACGAGAACCCUCACUGUCUGCGGGGACGUUUCUAUCUCUACACCGACUGUUUUGUCCUGCAGCUGAUCGUGAGGCUUGGCCUUCAGGCUUUCUUGUCCAACCUGCUCCCACACGUGCUGCUGGUCCUCACUGGCUUUGAAAGCUGGACGUCUGGUUCUGCCGGAGAAGCUUGCAAAGGGAUGCGGAGUGCUACUUGUACUCUGGGAGAGGAGGAGGAAGAGUGCUUUCAGGGUGGUGAUGUGCGCUCCUCAUCUGGAUCUGUCAGCGGGAACAUGGGUGGUGGCAGCGGGGCCAGUGGAGGUGUAGGAGUGGUUGGUGACACCGGGCUGGUGGACUACUCCUCGGGUAUUAGUCUCAAUGACCAGGUUUUUCUCUCAGAGGCCGAAGUCUUUCAGAAUGAAUUUUAUGUUAACAACACAGGGGAAGACAGUGGAAAACAGGCAGACCAGAACUCUACUGCCAAGGAGCAAGACCAUGAGUCAUUGAGCGUGGGCAAGCUUAGCGACAAAAGCAGCGCAAGUGAACUCUCAUUAGGUGACGGAGACUCCAUGCGGGAUCGAGCCAGUCUUAAGUCAGCUGACAGCAGUCAGGACCUGAAACAAGCCAGCGAGGGUGAGGAGGGAGCUGAGCUUGAUGAAGAGGAAGCGACGGAGGCUAAUGAUUGUAAAGUGGCGGCAGAGGAUUCUUCAUCCCCAAAGCUGGAGCUCUCUCUUUCUGGCUGCACAGAGGUUUUAGGAGCUACUGUCGCCACUCUGGGGAAUGAGUUUGUGAACGGAAUGGUACUGGAAGGGACAGAGAAAGGGAUUAUGGGAGAGGAGGAGGAAGAGGCGGACCAGGAUCUGUCGGAGGAAUCACAGGCGAAGGAGCAAAAAAUCCUUCUUGAUACAGUCUGCAAAACUAUUCGGUGGCUCUCAGCCAAACUUGGACCGACGGUGACAUCGCGAUGUGUGGCCAGGAACUUGCUGCGAUUACUCACAAAUUGCUACAUUGGCCCUGAAAGCCAUCAGUUUGUAACUCCUGGACCUGAAGAGAGCACUCUGGAGAAUGUGGGAAUGGGCAGUGUUUAUGAGAAGAGACCCGUGGCCGGUGACCAGACCGCCGCGCCUGUACUGGACUGUCUCAUUUACAUCGCUCAGCUUUAUGGAGAACCUGUGCUCACCUAUCAGUACCUGCCAUACAUAGGAUACUUGGUGUCUCCGCCCUCUUCACAGCGUCUCAACACGCGCAAGGAGGCCAGCCUGCUGGGAGCUGUUGCACUUACACAGAAGAUAGUGAUCUUUCUCUCAGAUACCACGCUCAUGGACAUGCUCAUGAAAAUUAAUGGGGACAUGCUACUGCCACUCCUUGACCUGCUCACCAACCCCCACUUGGGGUUCCCCAGCGGGUGGCAGACUCGAACCGUGGUGUGCCUAAAGACGCUCAGCCUGAUGGCGCUCAUCUGCCUGCGCAUCGGGAGGGAGAUGGUGCAGCAGCACAUGGCUGACACGCUGCGUCGGUUCUUUUCCGUUUUCUCCCUGCUGCACUGUGUGCAGCCUCAGAUGGAAAGUGCGCACCGCAGAAUUGUAGGGGAGGUCACAGUGGUGGAUGUUAGCACUCCCGAAGAGUCCAGUGCAACUUUUGAGUUGUCCGUCCUGGAGGAAUUGCAGUCAGUAUUCACCACAGAGAUGGCGCAUGCCUCAUACAUCCCGUUUUACUGCCUCAUUGGUGAUAUGGCUAUCCGGAAACUGGUUCCCAACCAUGAGCUUGUCUGGCAGUUGGCCUCCUCGUACCAUCAAAGCGUGAGUCAUGCGGCGUCAAGAGUGGACAUGCCUCCAUCCUCAUCUUCUGGUUUUAGCCGGACGGCAGGUUACAGCCCCUUCCCCUCACCUUCCACCAGUUCCACCCUGCUUGGAGACCCCCUUCCAGAGUCAGGAACCUUUGGGAGCCACCUGGUAGGAAACCGAAUCCAAGUGUCCAGGGACUCUUACUACGGUGGUAACCCUAAUAUGAGUUUGGCCAGCUCUUGGGGACGCUCCAACCAUAAGACUACCAUUAACACCGCCCCCUCCGCUGUCACUACCCCGUCCAUUGCCCCAGCCCCGUUCUCCUCGUCCUGGGUAACAGGACCCCCUCCGGAGGAUAGUGCCCUGAAGCAGGAGCUGGCUCGCAGUGGCCGUUCCUUGCAGGGCAAUUGGCUGGCCUACUGGCAGUACGAAAUCGGCCUCAACCAGCAAGAUCCCCAUUUCCACUUCCACCAGAUCCGUCUGCAGAGCUUCAUGGGUCACUCUGGUGCCACCAAAUGUUUGGCAUCGCUGGCGGGGGAGGAUUACUUUCUCUCCGGUGGUAAAGAUAAAACUGUGAAGCUGUGGCCCCUCUAUAACCGCGGCGAUGGCACACAGGAAGUGGAGCCCAGGCUAACGUAUACGGACCAUCGGAAGUCUGUGUUCUAUGUUGGACAACUGGAAGCUUCACAGGAGGUGGUUAGCUGUGAUGGAACGGUGCACCUUUGGGACCAGUAUACAGGGAGACAGAUCCGCUCCUAUGAAGCAGUGGACGGGAAGAAUCCAAUUACAGCCGUUACCACUAUGCCUGCGCCACACUGCAGCGUCGUAUUCGGAAGCGCGGACGCCGUUCUCCGCUUCAUUGAUCCUCGCAAGCCUGGACUGCAGCAUGAAUUCCGACUGGCGUACAACAACAUAAACGCUGGGCUUAUCCGAUACCUGGCUGUUAGCCCAACGGGACGCACUAUAGCGGCAGGGUUCUCAUCCGGCUUCAUUGUUCUGCUCGAUGCGCGCACAGGGCUGGUUCUGAGGGGAUGGCCUGCUCACGAGGGAGACAUCCUCCAAAUGAAGGCAGCGGAAGGGAACUUGGUCAUCAGCUCAUCCACAGACUACACCCUUGCCGUGUGGAAAGACCUGGAACACAAGCCCCUCCGCCAGUACAGGUCGCAGUCAGACCCCGUUCACGCAUUAGACUUCUACGGCUCCGAGAUUGUGACGGGCACCAUGGCCAACAAGGUUGGCGUGUACUCUGUGGCGGACAUCUCGCUGAGCCCGGUCAGCAGCACCAAGCUGAGCUCCGAGAACUUCCGCGGCACGCUCACCAGCCUGGCCGUGCUGCCUACCAAGAGGCUUCUGCUGCUGGGCUCGGACAAUGGCGCCAUCCGCUUACUGGCUUGAUUGCCACUGACCAACUUGAACAAGCACUCUGUUGAAAAUGUUCAUGUAUUGUAAGUCCUGUACAUUUUUAAAAGCAUUUUUGGGAACCCUACGAUUCUAUCUCAACUAUUUUUGGACCUGGUCUGUGACUUUGUUCCAACACAGACUUGCUCAGGGACCACUUAUUUUGUUGUCACUUUCCAAAGGGGUGGGCGACCUAUAGCUUGUGGGCCGAAUGCAGCCUAUGAGAGCAUUGGAUGACAUUCUAAACACAAACAAAACCUCAGAGGAAGUUAUAGAAAAUGGCCAAAAAGAUUUAACCAACUAAUGCUCAUAAUAUACAUAUAAUGAUACACACUUAUUCAAUCAUGUUUUUGCCAUUUAGUAUGACCCACCACUGAAAUUGACACAUUUACCAACACCAAAAAAGGCAACAUUUUUGCUUUCCCUUUACCUGUGUCUAAUGCAAUGAUUAAACUAUGCACUAUUUGUAGAUCAAAUGUUUAUUUUGGGUGUGAGUUUAGGUUUUGUUUCAUCUUUUGGGUUAAAGUUAAAAGUGCGUCCUCUAAAAGAGGCGUCGCAUCAACGUUCAGAUUCAAAAGCUGAAUGAUUUUAAUCCACUAAUAAAGUUUUGUUUUAAAGUGUUUUCUGAACAGUAUUGACGAUAGCGGUGUGAGGCAAUGCACAAUUUUUGUACUUGAACAUUUUUAUGCAAUGGCAUAAAUCAUUCAUUAAAGGUCAAUUCUUGUACAGAAAAGGCACUCUUCACUUUUAAAACGCAGUCUGGGUUUCACUUAAAUGUUUUGUACGUUACCUUGUAUGCUUACACUGUUUGUCGUAUUUUUCUAAUCUCAAAUGUUCUGAGAUUUUUUAUGCCUGCUGAACUCACUAGUGAUGAAUUGUCCCAGUGGUAUGUUUUAAACUAAUUUGUAGUCGCGUAUUUAUCGAGAGGUCCAUGAUAACACUUAUCAUUUAGGUAAAAAAAUAAUUUUAAUUGCCAAAAUGUGAUUAUUUUUAUUUUUUUAUUUUAUUUUAUUUUUUUAAGGGGCUAUUUUGUGUGUCCCGUUGUUCAGUAUUCCCACUCGGGCUGA